UGGAUUCGACUUCGCUCUCCAAAUCAUUAUCAUUGUGGCCGACACUCCAUCCAGUCACUUGUUGCAGAAAAUAGCAGCUCAAAUAAAACUAACCACCUACACGUUCAUCAUACUUUUGGAUUUUCAUUGAUACCCUUCUGGAAUUUUGACCAAAUUUGCAGGAUUUCGUAACGAAAAUGCGUCAACUCAUACAGAAAGUCCUGAUUACGGAUCCCAUUGAUGCGCAAUUCGUGCAGGCAUUAAAAACUCUGGGUCUGGAUGUGGUGCAGAAGACUUUGACGGAGGAACAGCUGCUGAAAGAAAUUCCCGAUUAUGAGAUGUUGAUUGUGCGAUCCGGGACACAGGUUACUCGUAAGGUGAUCAAUGCCGGACAACGUCUGAAGCUCAUUGGCCGUGCUGGAACAGGAGUCGAUAAUAUUGAUGUGCCAGCGGCGACGGAGCAGGGAAUUCUGGUUAUGAACACUCCAGGUUCAAAUACCAUUUCCGCAUGUGAGCAUACAUGUGCACUGAUUUUGGCCCUGUCUCGCCAUAUUCCUCCGGCCUAUGCUUCGCUGAAGGAAGGUCGUUGGGACCGGAAGCUGUAUAUGGGACACGAAGUCAUGGGCAAAACACUGGCCAUUUUCGGACUGGGACGAAUCGGACGCGAAUUGGCAAUACGGAUGCGCGCUUUCGGUAUGCGCUGUGUUGGUUUUGAUCCAUAUAUUCCGGCGGAAGCCGUGGCGGAAUUUGGGAUUGAAUUUAUGGAGCCGGAAAGAAUUUGGCCUAUAGCGGAUUUUAUCUCCAUACACGUCCCAUUGCUGGCCGAAACAGAGAAUCUGAUCAACUUAGAGGUGUUGCAUCGGUGCAAGAAGGGCGUAAAAAUCAUCAACGUUGCCCGGGGUGGAAUCGUCAGUGAAGCUGAUUUGUUGACUGGUCUCAACGAUGGCCAGGUCGGUGGUGCCGCACUGGAUGUGUUCAGCAGUGAGCCGCCCAGCCCGUCAGUACUGACUCUCAUUAAGCAUCCGCGCGUCCUGGCUACUCCGCAUCUUGGUGCCAGUACCGUGGAAGCGCAGGAGCGCGUCGCCGAAGAUUUAGCUCAACAAAUUACUAUCUUGUUGGAAACAGGACGAGCUCCAGGAUUGGUUAACCGUGUUUGAUUGACAUACGAAAAACGGAAUCAGUUUUCAUCGCUUGAUUUGUUCGCUGAAAUUAUGCCAACGAAAAUGACCUUUUUUGCUUGUUUUUUUAUUUGUUUGCGUUGGACGUUUUGUUCCGUUUAUAUGCGCUUUGUUUUUAUCCAUAACCAUUUCUCUUUUCAAAACCGCCGAGUUAAUUGUGAGCAAGGUGUGCUCAAUUUUAUGGUGUUGUUGUCGUGAUUUGUCUCAGAAUGCCUGUAUUUUCGUUUCGUAAUUUUUUUUAUUUGCUCGUACUCUGUAUUACAGCUCAUCAUGAGUCAUGUGGAUGAACACUUUGCACUU
This is a messenger RNA of Paramacrobiotus metropolitanus, 1457 nucleotides long. Its product is annotated as D-3-phosphoglycerate dehydrogenase-like. The record is from RefSeq and is a predicted model, not a curated record. Gene Ontology annotation, molecular function: NAD binding; phosphoglycerate dehydrogenase activity. The transcript has 3 exons. Bases 177 to 1136 code for a protein of 319 amino acids. NCBI's taxonomy places the organism in Eukaryota, Metazoa, Tardigrada, Eutardigrada, Parachela, Macrobiotidae.